Molecule: messenger RNA, 414 nt
Organism: Thlaspi arvense
Lineage: Eukaryota; Viridiplantae; Streptophyta; Magnoliopsida; Brassicales; Brassicaceae
Source: the annotation of a GenBank genome assembly
AUGGCGAUGUCACUAUCAGGAGCUGUUCUCAGUGGAAUUAGUUCUUCUUUCCACAGUGGAGGAGCCAAACUUAGCGGCGUUGGCACCGUCAGAUUUGGCCGGAAGACUGAGCUCGUCGUGGUCGCUCAGCGCAAGAAGUCGUUGAUCUACGCCGUUAACAGUGACGGCAACAUCCUCGAUGGCAUUAGCGAAGCCACAAAGAAAGCUUCGGAUUUCGUGACGGAGAAGACAAACGAGGCGUUGAAAGAUGGGGAGAAAGCAAAAGACUUCAUUGUUGAGAAAACCGUUGAAGCCAAAGAUACGGCGGUAGAGGAAGCUCAAAAAGCUUCGGAGUUUGUGGCGGAGAAAGGAAACGAGGCGGCUAAGUUCGUAGAAGAGAAAGCAGGAGAGGCUAAGGAAGCCUUCAACUCCUGA